AUGGUUAGGCUGCCUGCGAGUGUCAGGGACACCGAAUACCUCAUUCGGUUCGACAAGUCUCCGGGCCCGGCGUUUUGGAACCGAAAACCAUCCGUUGUUGACCAAUGCAUCAAUGUCUAUAUGCAACAGUCCUCGGCAAAACUUUUAUCGCCACUGAUCCUCCAUUGCGAACCACUUUUCCUGUCGACGUCAGUCGCUCCCCCGCAAGAUCUGGAGUCCUACCUGAUGCGUUCACGUCUUUGCUUCCAGUUGAUCCCGCAGAGGAACGAUACGUUAACAUUCGAACCCUGCCCCAUCCCACGGAUGUUGGCGCGUGAAGAGGUUGACUGGGAUGCAAUGGAAGAUGAGAUGCGGGAUACUCCCGUCUUCCGACUCUCGGAGGUCGAGCGGUUCCGCGACGUCGAGCGCGGUAAAGUCUACGAAGUUGAUAUCCGUGGGGCGACAUUUGCCUACAAGAUGACCCAUAGAACCGAGUCCCUGCAGCGCGAGAUUUCCAUGCUACGGAAGAUGGAGCAGUGCAGCGAAGGAGGACGCUCGCUCCGAGUGCCCAAGCUGGAAGGGGUAAUCGGCAUCGGUACGCAGUAUGCCGGUAUCCUGAUGACUUACAUACCGUCGCCGGCUUCCCUGGCUGACCUUAUGACGGCCGACAAUGACGGUGAGGUAAGCAUCGCCGAGAGCCAGAAGUGGUAUGAUCAAAUCGCCGACGCGGUGCAUGCACUUCAUCGGAACGGGCUCGUUUGGGGGGAUGUCAAAGCAGCGAAUGUUGUGAUUGACGGUGUCCAUCGCGACGCGUGGCUCGUGGACUUCGAAGGGGGGACAACCCCGGGCUGGGUGGACGAUAGCAUAUCAGGGACGGAGGCUGGGGACUUGCAAGGAUUGAGCAAGAUCCGCAAGUUCUUGAGGGAUAUGGGCCGAAUACAGAUAGGCAAUCUAGUCGUUACUUCUGUGCACAUCCACUACUUCCGAUCCGAGAAUCCCGAGUCCACCCCUCUUCCAUCCGAGUACCCGACGGCUGAAGUUUGA
Messenger RNA from Aspergillus fijiensis CBS 313.89, 1023 nucleotides. RefSeq lists its product as uncharacterized. Gene Ontology annotation, biological process: protein phosphorylation. The record is from RefSeq and is a predicted model, not a curated record. The coding region runs from base 1 to 1023 and encodes 340 amino acids. Gene Ontology annotation, molecular function: ATP binding; protein kinase activity. The transcript is spliced from 2 exons. Lineage: Eukaryota; Fungi; Ascomycota; Eurotiomycetes; Eurotiales; Aspergillaceae.